Messenger RNA from Drosophila kikkawai, 11979 nucleotides. RefSeq names its product bitesize (gene btsz). The record is from RefSeq and is a predicted model, not a curated record. Gene Ontology annotation, biological process: exocytosis; intracellular protein transport. Gene Ontology annotation, molecular function: neurexin family protein binding; small GTPase binding. Gene Ontology annotation, cellular component: exocytic vesicle; plasma membrane. NCBI's taxonomy places the organism in Eukaryota, Metazoa, Arthropoda, Insecta, Diptera, Drosophilidae.
CAACAACAGACAACCAUGCAGCCCAAUCAACAACAACAACAGCUCGAACAACACAACAACCACAACGCACACACGAGCGACCCGAGUCGCCACUGCGCUCGCUGCACCACCGAACUGGGCCGCAUCACGAACCGCGGUGCCCCCUGUCGCGUCUGCAAGCUGCGCGUGUGCAAAGCCUGUCGCGAGUUCACCUCGCGCACCACGGACUGGGUGUGUGUGGUGUGCCACAAGCAAAUGGAGAUCCAGUCAGCGAGUGGCGAUUGGAUAAAGGACGCCUACACUUUAGGAUCCUGCACGGCUGUCGACCAUCUGACCACCAGCGAUGUCCUGAGGAAGAGCAUACGUCGUUCUUGGACCAUAUCAAAUCCCGAGGACGAUCCGAAUAAUCCCAACUCGCAGCAGCCGGUGGCCGACAACCUUUAUCCGCAGCAGCAGCAUCUUAUCGAGGCCCAGUCGGCGGGCAGUUAUCCCACCCUGCACCAGCACCAUCAGCAGCAUCACCUGCCCCAGCAGCCGCGACCCGGACACGUUGCUGGAUACGGCAGUGGCACUGCCACGCCCACCGCCACCAGCCGGUGGCAGCUGGGUCGCCGGGUCCUGCGUCAGUCCACGCUUCCGAGCAGCCUCACCAACGACCCAGCGCUCAGCGGCAGCGGGGCCAACUUGGCCAACUACAACUCCGUGAAUCUCACGGCGCCCACGUCUCCGCAUCAGUUGCAGAAGAGUCCCCUGUAUCCAAGCGCCUACAACAGCGACGACGUCAUUCACAUGAACACGGCGGCGUCACAAGGAAUGGGCGGAGUGGGCGUGGAGGUGACAGUGGGCGACUGCGACAACUACGCACAGCAGCAGCAACAACAACAGCCGCAGCAACCCCAGCUGGAGGUAACGCCCACGCACCAUCGACUACAGGUGCGCCGCCAGUCUACGCUGCCCGCCCAGCCAACGCCGGCCAUCUACAUGUCCACAUCCCCGAACAGGCUGUACAGCCGCUCUCCGGAGCGCUCACCUGGCGAGCAACAGCGCUAUCCACCCUUCAUGCGCCAGACCUCGUUCCCGGAGCCGCCGAGCACCUACCAUCGCACCAAGCUGCUGCCCUCGGGCUACGAAUCUGCAGUGCCGGCUAAUCCGGCACCCCCGCCGCUUAACUACGAGUCGCAGGCCUCGAGCCUGGCCAGCGAUGAACAGGACGCCGGGCCUAUGCCCAAGCCGCGGAUGACGCGCCAGGCAACGCUGCCUAAUCCCGAGCAGCAUGUCAAGCUGCUGCCCACCUCGCCGCCAAAGCGCCAGACUUCACCACAAUUCCGCCGCUCGCCAGAGUUCAUGCGCCAGCAGACGCUGCCCAAUCCGGAGGCCUUUACCAGCGGCAACACUCUCACCGUGCACGCCGCUCCGCCUGGCAAAUUCAUGCCCAUCUCGCCCAGGGCCAAGCAGAACUUCCUCUUUCCCAGCGUCCAGAAUCCGCGGCAGUUCCUCUCGCAGCCGCAUGUGCCUGCGGCAGGGACCACGGAUCUGGGCAGCGGCGGCAGUGUGGCCAGUGCCAGUGGUACAGGCACCGGCGAGCAGUACUCCAGCAGCCAGAGCGUAAACAUCCACCACUCGAGGGAUCCGCAUGCCAAGAUGAUUAAGGUGCGCAGCCACAGCAACGAGGAGUACUCAAACACGAAGGGGCAUCCGGAGAACCGGAGGCUGCUGCCGGAGAUUCCCACCACGGCGGUGGCGCGAUCCGCCAGUCGCUCGCCCAGCCGCCUGGUCCGACAGGAUUGCCUCAAGGAGGAGAGGACCUUUGGCGAGGCCAAGCAGCAGUUCCACCAGUUCCCCGACGUCACCGAGGAGCUAGAGAAUCGGCCGGAAUACGUGGACUACUUCGGGGACAGCGCCACCAGUUUCUUGGAGUCCGAUGAGAUGCAGUACGAGCGGAACUACAACGCUGGCUUCAGCAGUGAGCCGCGCAUCAUCUACAACAAUGGCUCUGACGAUGGAUCAGGCUACCAGCCCGCCUCCCAGAGACCCAUCUAUAGUGCUGAGAACGUCCUGGCAGACUCUGGUUAUGGAGGAGGAGGCGGCGGCGUGGGUCUGGGCACAACUGUCGGGUCGGGUGGAGUGCCCGGAUAUUACCCGGAUAUGGGCACCCCGCAGAGCUUCUAUGGCGGCGCCGCCCUGCCCCGCACUCCGCUGAUGCACAAUCGUUUGCGGCGGCGGCAGUCCAGGGAAUUGCAAAUGCAGCAGGAGGAGCUGGCCCAGCUUUCGCAGACCACUGAUGUCACCGCUGGGGGCAUGGGAGUUGAGCCAGGGGCUGCAUCGGGAGGAAGUACCUCGGAGAGUCAUGCCACCGAGCGGCGCAAACCGGAGCAGAUGCGCUCUGUUUCUGAGGAUUCGGGGGCCAAAACCACACCAAAGCCGGUCACCCGACGCUCCUUUUCGCAUCCCGAAAAAGACACACAGCCCCAGCAAAAGAAAACAGAGGCUUCAAAGAUUCCCAGCCCGCGUCCACUGGCCGACAUUCUGGACAAGACGCGCGGCAACUCCAAGAUACCGCAGGCGCGUCGUCGUAACAGCCGCACUGGGAUCGGUGAGGCGGAGGAGGGUAGCACGACCCAGCACAUUUACUCCUUCCAUCAACAGCUUAUGCAUAGAAACUCUGAUUUAGCCAUGCGCCUCAAAAAAACAGAACUUCCUGUCGCCACAGUAGCCUCUAGCAGCCAGCAGGACGAGAGUCCGCCUACGAAUGCGACUAAUUCCCAGGGGCCAGAGCAGCCGGUCAACGGCAAAUCCCUGGAAUCCUCGGCCAACGCGGAUGAUGCAGCGGGAGCCGGCGCCCAUACCAGCACCUUGGGCGAGCAGGAGCUGCAGAAUGCAGUGGAGGCGGCCGCCGUGGUCUUUAAGAAAGUGGUACUGCAGCGUCGCAAGGAGAAGGAAAAGGAGAAGGCCGCCGAGGAAGGCGGCGCAGAGCAGCAGCUGUCCGCGAUUUCCGGUGAUAUGGGAUCGGGAGGAGGAGUUGCAGGGUGCGAUGCCAUGGAAACGUCGUCGUCAUCGGAGCUGGACUUCAGGUGUUCCACCCAGCAUGGACGCCAGCAGCAGCAGUCACAGUACAGCGUCGAAGCUGACGAGUUCAAGCUCGUCUUCCUCAACUCGGAUUCAUCCUCGUCCUGUCACGGCGAAGAGGAGGAGGAGGAGGAGGAACAGGAUGACUCUGACUCCUCCUGCUCUACGCACCACUGUCACAGCAUCGUGAGCAAUGUGGAGGAUUGCGACUGGGACUACUUUGAGCCCUCGAUGAUCUCCACAACCACGACCACCACCACCACUACCAUGAUUGCCUAUUCCACGGCCCGGGCCACGCCGCCUCCGCCGCCCCGAGUGCGUCAGUGUCAGUCCAGCGACAGUGACUCCCCGCUAGUCCAGCGCCGUCCGCCAGGUCUGAGGAACAGCUAUUGCUCCCGUAUUCGGGAGAGCGACACCGGCACUGACGAGGAGUUUGUGCUCAACACCGAGAGCAGUUCGCAGACCAGCUCAGAUCAGACGCCGCCACCAGUGCCGCCGCCUCCACAUCCGCUGAGCAUGAAGACCAGGAUUAAAACCCGAUUCCUAAAGAACCAUCACAAUCACAGCCGCUGCAGCUGCAAUCCCGGCCAGCAGCAGAGCCAGCAAUUGCCGCCACAGCCGCAGUAUGUGCCCAUACCAGUGCCUGUGCCUAUACCCGUGCCAAUGGCUGCCUAUCCCAACUGGGCGGAACUGCCGGGCUCUGGGAAUCCCCUCCUCGAGCAAGAUGAGCAGCUGGCUGCCUCGCUGCAGCAACUCUGGCAGGCGGCUGGCCAGCAGCAGCAGUUCGCCGCCAUUGUGGCGGCCUACUCGCAGCAGUUUGCGGCGGCGGCAUCCAGCAACAACAUGUUUGAUGCAACGCCACCGGUGUCCACUAGGAGCUGUCAGCAGCUGCCUACCACACCGCCGCCAAUGAUGCCGCUGAUGCCGCAGCGCUUGCGCGGCUUAGGCGGCUUUAAGUCAUCGGCCCCGGAGCUAAGUGCCUCGCUGGGAUCGCUGAUGACACAGUCGCUGUGCUCCUCCAUGCACUCCUCCUCCUCGUCGUCGACAAGCACCUCGGGCUAUGGUACGGCGGGCAGGAGUCUGGAGACGCUGGCCACCAAUACCACAAGGGCUGCCAACCCGCUGCAGCAGCAGCAACAACAGCAGCAACAGCAACAGCUUUACCAACAAAUGGCCAGCAAUGCUUUCAAGCCAAAGCCAACAAGUUUAGUAGCGUCGCGUUCGCCGUCGAGUGAGCAACAAACCGAAACGAGCAACGCACGUCGCAGCAGCAGCAGCAGCGGCAACAGUGAGAGCGGCGACGAUAGCACCAACAACAUCCCCGCCAAGAGGAGCCACACCACAACGCCCACAACUCAGAGAUUGUGUAAUGUUUAUGAUAAAACCAGCGAAGGCAACAGUGCCAGCGGCGGCGUCAGCGGCACAUUGCCAGUGCCAGCGGAGACACAUGUUGCUAGUGCCGCCAGUGAUAAGCUGAGCACGCCAGCAACAUCCGUCACUCAGAGAGCAACGAAUGCCAGCAAAUACCAUUCCGAGAGCCGAAAUCUAUGCGAAACCCGGCCAGCGGCAACAACACAAACCUACCUGGCCAGUAGCGGCAACAGCAACAACCAGAGGAGCAGCCACAGCCAAGAAGAAGUGGAAACGAAUAUACAUAAAAAUCAAGUACCAGCAGCAGCAGCACAAACUCAGACUCAGACACAGGCACAAGCACUAGCAACUCCUUCGGUAAUAACUCGUUUCGGCGGACUUGCAGUCGAAAAUGUGGCCAGGCCCAAGCCCAAACCGAGGGCCCAGCAGCUAGAUCCCAUAGAGCAGCAAAGAGCUGCCAAGAAUUUGUCCUCCAAUCGACUUAUAGAGAGAAACAUGUCCGAUGAGGCAUCAUCACCGGCCGCCGCCGCCGUUUCGCAUUUGCAGAGCGAGAGCUAUGCGGCCAGCAGUCCCGAUGAGGCCAGUAGCACUAGCAGCCACGAGGAGGAGGAGGAGCAGGCGGAGCAGGCAGUCAGACCCCGCAAGGCCACCCAAAGGAGUUACAAUGUGGCAGCGGCCAUGCAGGCGGAUGAGGAGGAACAAGCAGAGCAGCUGGAGCGUCACCACAGCACCACCAGCGAUGCCAGCUCCAGUUCCAGCUCAAACUCCAGCUCCAGCUCCGAGUCUUGCGAUUCCGAUGACACGGGAACUGUGGCCGAUCGAAGGCCCAAGCGGCGGCGCUUCAACAAGGUGUUUGUGGUCAACCGACAGCCGGGAGCCCGCCGCCAGCGACGCAGCUCCUCCACCGAGGGUGAUUCCCUGUCCUCGUCAGAGGCCAAUCUAGAGGAUUCCUCCGACAAUGAUACCGACACCGAGCGCACCGACUGCGGCAUAGUGCUGAACUAUGUGAAGCCGCUAGAAGCGGAGGAGGCGGAGGUGCCCGCCGCACGUGAUUGCCAAUCGAGCGACGACGACGAAGACGACGACGACGAUGAUGAUGAAAGUGAACGCCACCGCGUUGCCAACUCAAGCGAUGAGCUGGCCAACUGCAUUGUGGUGGUGGGCGGCCAGACUGACGACGGUGACGGCGUGGUGCUGCAUCGCAUGCGAUCUCUCCCAGACGCCGAACCGGCAUUGGAGAUGGAGCCGGAGCAAUUAGAGCGCCGCCACGAUGAUGUGAUGGAUGCCUGCGAGGAGCUCCACAGCAUCUCAAACGAUGUGAAUCGGCUGCUGGAGCUGCACAAGCAAAACUCCCAGCUGGAGAUCAAGCUGCAGCGCCUGCGCCAAGGAGUGGCCGAAAUCAAUGAGGACCUGCAGCUGACCACGGGUACUCCAAGCACUUCUCUGGCUGCCGCCCACUCAGGUAGCACCGCCUCACCUGGCGGGAAACCCAACGAAUGCACGACGAUUGCCCCUGCUUCGCGGAAAAGCCUCUCAAGCGUACCAAGUUCUAAUGACGGCGAUGGGAUAUCUACCUGUGAGCAGGUAAAGGCAAACAGCGAUGGCCAGGUAAAGGUACAGCAAGCGAAAGAAGAGGAGGAGGCGGAGGCGAAGAAUGAGGAGGAAGAGCGAACAGCUGAGCAAACGCAGAGGGUCGGCGCAUGCAGCCAAGCAUGCAAAAUAAACGAAAACAGCGACUACUCGCUGGACUCGCUCUCCGGCCACGCAGCGAGUAGGGGAGCACCUGAGCCGCUCGAGCAGGUACCACUCCGCUCUCGUCUACCUGUCGCUCGCCGCUCUCAAGCCGAUGGCGCAGCCGAAGAGCCCAGCCGCUAUCGCUCCGAAAGCGAAUUCGAAUCGGAAUCGGAGUCGGAGCCAUCACCAGUCGAACAUGAGAUGUUAAACGUUGCGGUUGCUCCACGGUCCGCGUUAUACGCCGGCAGUAAUAACAAUAACAACAACAAGAGUAGUACUAACGAUACCGAUACCACUACCACGAACAACGAACCUGGCCAUAAUGACGCUUUCGCAGCACAAAAGACCAACAACAACAACAGAGGCAGUGACGUAGUGCUGGCUACACCUCGUGCAUUUGAAAGCGGUGAAAACGACGGCUGCGACUACGACAAGAUAUUCGGAGCUCGCCAGCAGAAGAGCACUCAAUCAGCUGGAGCCAUGUCUGCAGGAGGAGCUGCAUCUUCUGCCGGAGCCACAGCAUCCGCCAGCGAACUGGCUUCGCCAAAAAAUUCACUUUCAGCCAAGUACCGCAGCCUGGUCAUGAUCACGAAAGACAACGAAAGUGCAGCUGCUGCAACAAAGGCUGGCGACGAUUACGAAACGAACACUAGUACCAACUCCAGCAGCAACAAAGCGGGCCCAAACAGCUUUGGCCAGAACCUCACCCAUGACUCACUUCGCGCCAUGGAACUGCUGAGCAGCGAACGCGACUCGUACAGUGUGGACUCGCUGAAUGAGCCCACCAGUAGCGGGCAGCCGGAACUCUGUCUGGAGGAUGGCCUGGCGGACGAUGACUCCUGGGUGGAGGAAUUAAGCCAGAGGGGCGAGGAAGACGAGGAGGAAGAUGAGAACCUAAGCAAUGCCACCACCACGCCCACAGCCACGGACUCGGAGGAUGCCGAAGGUGAGAGCGAAAACGGACGCCGUCAUGGCUAUGCGGAUCGCGAGGAGGAGUUGAGGGGCUAUAACCGUUCGGCCAUUGACUUCACCCUGCACACCAUCGUCGAGGAGAGCUGCGAGGAGAGCGAGGUGGCCUCCCUGCGGGCGGACAACGAGGAUGCAGAACUGGAGGAUGAGGAUCUGGCAGAGCGGCGAAGACAGCGCACUCUGCAGCACCACCAUCGACUGAGUGCCUCUGAGCUGGAGAAGUACUUCUUCUUCGGCCUGGGCGACGGUCGGGUAAUGAGCUCGAUCGACACGCGUGGCGAUGACACCGCCUCGGAGGUGAGUUCCGAGUGCUCGGAGAGCCUGGACUCGCUGCCGCACGAAGAGCAGCUGCUGGAGAGCGGCGGUGCCUCUGAUCUGGCCUCCUCCCGCCUCGAGAAGUACUUCCUCUCGGGCUUCAUGGGCUUCAGCGGAGCCGAGAAGCAGGCGGAAAGCGACGAGAGCGGCGGCAGUGUGGGCAGCGACAGCGAAGGCCACCCGAGUCCCAGCCAGCGACGCAAGCGCCUGGUGCGAGCCAGGGGUACGCCCCGCAGCCACAACUCGUCGCUGGACAAUCUCCUCCUGCCCGAGACGGAUCCCAUGGAUGCCACGGUGACAGCCGCUGCUACUUCCGCUGCGGUGGAAGACACCUCGGAGUCGGAGGCUGGUUGCGACGACACUGUGAUCCAUCUGGCCAACGCCGGAGCCUCCGAUGGCUCUUCCUCGGAUACCAUCAAGCGGAAGAAGCAGCUGCGCAAGCGCCAUGACUCGCUGGAUGAGAAGAAGCUGCAUGACCUGGAACCCUCCGAGUGCCGGACGCCCACGCCCGGCGGCAGUGGCCAGGUGCAGAUGCAGUCGCAGGCCAAGAAGCAGCAGCAACAGCACCACCACAGCCGGGACAGUGGCUUUGUGGGCAGCAACGAUGACUUGUUGAAGGCGGCACCAGACUGUGAGCCGCCCAAGAGUCCCACCUCGGCCUUGGAGCAGAUCAGCGAAGAUCGAGAGCCGGCUGCGUCUCAGAUCAGUCUGGCCAAGAUGGAUCUGCCCAGCACCUCGGCCGCGGCAGCUGCAUCAGCGACGGCUUCGGCAGCUGCCUCUCUGGUGCCCAACCAGAGAAGGAACCUCACCCUGCCCAAUCUGGUGCGCAAGGAUAGCUUCAACAACUGGAGCUCCGACGAGGAGACCAACCUGAUGAUGAGCAAGAUGCGGCAGUUCUUCAAGACUCUAAUUGUGGCCACCGCCAAUGCGCAGCAGAGCAAGCCCAGCACGCCCAACCAGGGCCAGGGUCAGAGCCAAAGCAGCAGCACCACGCCCAGCUCCCAACGGAGGCUGGCCAAGUCCCGGCCAGCUCAGCUAGCCUACUUCGAGAACGAGUUGACGCGCCUGAUGAAAACCGUUCCGGGCAUCAACGACGACCAGGUGCGCGAGAUAGUCGAGUACCUGAGCAGCGAGGACACUUGGUCGGACUCCUACGACUCCUCGGACUACACCAGCUCCGACCUGGAAGGCGGCGAGCGGAAGGGCCAGCUGAAGGCCCAGAUCUCGGCCAGCUGCCAGCAGAUCAUUAACAAGUUUGAGGUGGACGAGGAGGGCGAUCGCGGCGACGGCGGGCUGCUGGACGAGAGCCAGGCCGUACCCAUGGAGGCACUGGUUUAUCAAAAGCUGGUGGCCUCCUUCAGCAAAGUGGCUGCAGGCGGCGAACGGGAACCCGAAAUUGAAGCGGCCAAGGAUAAAAAUGAGGAUAAGGACCAGACCACCACGGAGCGGUCGCCACAGCUGUUUGCCAAGGUGAUGCAGCACAUCGGCACCCGGCUGGUGGCCCUGAUGCACGAGGUGAGCAGUGGCAAUGAGACGCCGACGCCCUCGCCGCAGGGCCAGCGCCAUCACCGGCGGCUGCAGGCCAAGAUAUCGGCCACCACGACGGAGGACGAGGAAGAUGAGGUGGAGGAACAGCUAAGGGCCAUGCCCCUUAAGCAGCUGAAGCUGCGCAGCAGAUCACACGAUCUGUUGCUGGACGGGAUCACGCCGCAUGUCCAUCAUUUACAUCACCAGGCCACCGUGCAUCAUCCAGGAGGAGCAGGAACAGGCGCCGGAGGAGCCGGAGCAGGAACAGGAGGAUCCUCAUCGGGUCCCGGACACUCGGACAACGCCGGGGAGGAGUGCGGCAUGGCCAGCGACUACGAGCGGUUCUCGUGGCGCGGCAGUUUUGAGUCGGCAUUACUGGCUAAUGGCGACAGCAGAACGAGGCUCAGCCAGCUGAGCCAACUGGACAGGGAUAAUUCGUCGUCUGCGUCCGCUUUGGCUGUGGCAAAGCGCCGAUCGGCAGGCGACCUUCUCUUCAGCCAGCACCAGCAGAGCCUGAGUCGCGAGCAGCUCGACCGCGUCCGUUCCUGCGGCAGCAUCGGCGGCGGUGAUGCCCAUCACCAUCAGCUGGAGUCUUCGCCAGCCAAGCCCUGGCUCUCAUCGGCGGGGUCCUCGCUCGGAGGCGACUCUACCAAGGAUGUGCGCCGUUCCAGUGUGCCGGAUGCCAUCUACGAGACGGAUUCCAGCGAUGAGUCGCCAUCGAAUCAGUUUGGCGGAGCUCGCUCCACGCUGCCGCGCAGCCUGAACUCUGGCCAGGUGGUGGCCAGCACCAACUCCCUGCCACGGCUGCCCACAACCGGAGCGCCCAUCACCAGCACGCCCAAGACCAAGUCACAGAGCGCCCUCAACUACACCCCCUCCAACUCGUCCACCGUCUCGGCUACGGGCAGUGCCAAGAGUGCACGCUACCGCUCGCCAGGACUGGCCGCUCGAGCAGCGGCUGUCACUGGUGGUGGCGGUGUGAGUGGCGGUGGUGUAAGCAGUGCUGGUGGUGGCAGUGGCUCUACGGGCAAGAAACUAGGCGCGGGCUUCCAGUUCCUCUACUCCAAGCGCGAUGCGCGCAAACGUCUCAACAUGUCAGCGGAGGAAGCCAAAGCCGCCGCCGAGGAGCUGACACGAUCGCCGGUGAUUGGAAGUCGUCAGGCAGAUGCCAGCUCCAGUCCCAUCCAGUCGCGUGCCUCCAGCGAAACGUGGCCCCAGCAGUCGGAUGAGGACAUCGAUCGACUGGUGGCCAUGCACCAGAACCGCAGCAGUCUCAGCUCGCUGGGGGUUCGCUCGGAGUCCAUGGCCAGCGUUUACUCUGGAGCCGGCGAGGGUCGCUAUGGCACCGUGGUGGUCAAGGGCCAGGUGGAGUUCGGCAUGCAGUACAACUACAAGCUGGGCGCCCUGGAAAUCCAUGUGGUGCGCUGCAAGGAUCUAGCUGCCGUUGAUGCCAAGCGCAACCGCAGCGAUCCCUACGUGAAGGUCUACUUGCUGCCCGACAAGUCGAAGGCUGGCAAGCGCAAAACCAAAGUCAAGAAGCACACCCUGAAUCCCAUCUUCGAUGAGACAAUGCGCUUCCACACGCCCAUCUCCAGCCUGGAGUCGCGUACACUCUGGCUGACCGUGUGGCACUCGGAUAUGUUUGGGCGUAACGACUUCCUCGGCGAGGUCAGUGUCAAUUUGCAGGGACGCGUCUUUGACAAUCCCCAGUCGCAGUGGUACCUGCUCCAAGAGCGAAGCGAACCCUUUGACGAGGUAGCCACCUACAGGGGCGACAUUGUGGUGGGCCUGAAAUACAUUCCCCCGGAGAGUUUGAAGUCGUCGUUCUUCUCACGCGGCUCCUCGCUCACGGGCAGUUCCUCGAACCUGCGCAAGUUUGGCGGCAGCAUCAAGUCGGUGGCCUCCAAGUCGGACCGCAGCACCAAGGGCGGUCAGCUGCAUGUGCUGGUCAAGGAGGCCAAGCACCUGAGUCCCAUCAAGGCCAAUGGCACCUGCGAUGCCUUUUGCAAGAGCUAUUUGCUGCCUGAUCGCACAAGAAGCUCCAAGCAGAAGACGCCUGUGGUAAAGCGCACCCUGCAUCCCAGCUGGAACUAUACUUUUGUGUACGAAGAUGUCUCCCUGGAGGAUUUGUCGGAGCGCGCCCUGGAGCUCACAGUCUGGGAUCACGAUAGGCUGGCCAGCAAUGAGUUUGUUGGCGGCAUUCGCUUCUCUCUGGGCACAGGUCGCAGCUAUGGCCGUCAGGUGGAGUGGAUGGAUGCCACCGGCAAGGAGCUCUCCUUGUGGCAAAACAUGCUAGAUCGUCCCAACUUUUGGGUGGAGGGCAGCUUGGUGCUACGCUCCAGCUUGGAUGGCAUUCGAGCCACUUUGCCAUAGGAAGUUUGGAGGAGCAAAGAAGAGCCACUGACUCGCAGUUAGGAUGGCACAGCAACACUGCAUUGUAUUGUAUUGUAUUGUAUUUGUAUUAAUUAUGCGAUAAUUAUCAAUUAGCGAACACAAAAACUCUGAGAAGCAUUACUAGCGCCGUAAGGAUAAAGGCAGGAACGACCAGCACUUACACAAGUUAGAGUUAAGUGUGUCAGAAUGAUGAUGAUGAAGAUGAUACUCGAAUACGGCGGAAUGCGGCGAUGACGCUGCAAAAAGUAGACAAAACAAAGGCAGAAAAAAAAAAACUAUAAAAAACAAAACGUUAUCAAGUUUAUGGCACUAAUUGUAAGCGCUAUUCUCAGCUACUCGAUGCAGAUAAAAACCAUGAAAAACUGUAAAAACCACGAUGAGACCCAAGGUUGGUCCGCCUAGAUAUUAAGCGAGUUUGUAUGUGUGUUUUUUUCCCCACCUCUCUCCCCCCUGAGAGAGGCAAUCGCAAUUCGCAUACUGUAUGCACUAAACUACGAUUAAAAAUUACCCCUAAACGUAUAAUAUAUAUACUAAAUACCUAGUUAAAUCGAGGCAUAAGCUUACCGUGUACAACUCUAUCCGUAAUAUUUCGAAUACGAGAAAUACAAAUGACACUUUUGUAAA